Pedinophyceae sp. YPF-701 is the source of this 1455-nucleotide messenger RNA. The record is from the annotation of a GenBank genome assembly. Lineage: Eukaryota; Viridiplantae; Chlorophyta; Pedinophyceae.
AUGCUGGAAGAACGCACCGCCGCAGGGGCGCUGCUGGAGCCGUACCAGGGGGGCACGCAGCUGACGGCCUCGGAGUUCUACAGCGGCAUCGGCGGGCUGCAUUACGGCCUCAAAGCGGCACGCCAGGACGCGCGCGUGAUCCUGUCGUUCGACAUCAACGACAUGGCGAACGCCGUGUACGAGCACAAUUUCGGCAUGAAGCCCCGCACGGUCAACCUGGAGAGCGUCCCCGUGCGGCUGCUCAGCGGCGGGUGUGCGACGGACAUUUGGCUCAUGUCCCCGCCGUGCCAGCCGUACACGCGCCAGGGCCACCGCAAGGGCGCGGAUGACGAGCGCGCCCGGUCCUUCAUGGGCCUCAUCGACAAAAUCCGGCACCUCAAUCGACCACCCAAGUACCUCCUCGUCGAGAACGUCGUCGGCUUCGAAACGUCGUCGACCCGCGACGACCUCGUCGCCAGAUUAGACUCCGCGGGGUACUUUCACGCCGAGUUCAUUACUACCCCCCUGCAGCUCGGAGUGCCCUACUCCCGCCCGCGCUACUUUCUCCUCGCCCGCCUGAAGCCCCUCGGCGCGUUCCCCGGCUUCCCUCCCGCCCACAACGGCCAGGCGGCGUCGUCAGGGAUCCCUGGACCGCGCCGGGCGCGCCCCACGUCGCUCCUGCCCGCCGACGGCCGCCCCGAGGCGCUCCCGAUCGCGCCGAUCCGCGAGUUUCUCGAGUCAGACCCAACGAAACACUCCCCCGCCGCGCUGCGCUUCGCGCCGGGGGGGUACACGCGCGGCGAGGGGGGGGGUGGCAACUACGGCGCGCAGGUCGCGGCGCCCCGGGGAGGCGGCGAGCAGGCGUCCGGCGACGGCGGCGGCGGCGCUGGGCGGGAGUGGCCGGGGCCGUUCGCGCCGUACGUGGUGCCGGAGAGCGUGAUCGACAGGCACGGCAUUUGCUUCGACAUCGUCACGCCUGGGUCGCGGCGCACGUGCUGCUUCACGAAGGCGUACAGCCGGUACGUGAAGGGUGCGGGGUCGGUGCUCGCGACGGCGCGCGACGCCUCGCGGCUGAUGCGUGAGAGGGGGGGUCUAGACGCCUUUGAGGACUGGUGCUACGAGGGCGGGGACGUCAGGUCGACGUUCCAGCAGGGGGACCCGUUCCUGUACCUGGACAGGGCUGACGGCGCGGGGGGUGGCGGCGCGGGCGGUUCCGGGGAGGGGGGGAGUGAAGGGGGGGAGUUGGAGCGCGCGCGGUUCAAGUGGGACGGGUCCGUGGACGCCAUGGACCUGACGUGGCUGAGGGACCUGCGGCUGCGGUACUUCACGCCGAAGGAGGUCGCGAACUUGCAUUCCUUCCCGCCCGCGUUCGCGUUUCCGGAGUCGGUGACGCUGCGGCAGCGGUACGCCCUGCUCGGGAACAGCGUGAGCGCGGCCGUGGUGGCCGACAUGUGCCGGUUCCUGCUGGCCGCGUGA